Angiostrongylus costaricensis is the source of this 1167-nucleotide messenger RNA. The record is from the annotation of a GenBank genome assembly. Lineage: Eukaryota; Metazoa; Nematoda; Chromadorea; Rhabditida; Metastrongylidae.
CUAAUCAGAGCUCAGGCUAUGUUGGAGGAAGGCGCUACAUUCUUUAAUUCAUACGUUGCCUUAAAGAUCGCCUCAAUACUCACGGAAUUGCUCGAUCGUCCACCACGACGAGAAAAACUUCUGGCGUACAAUUCAUUCGAGGAUGCUGUGGAUCUUUUUAGAACUCGGAAACGCAUUCUUAUUCUUACUGGUGCAGGUGUUUCCGUCUCCUGUGGCAUACCAGAUUUUCGUAGCAGAGAUGGAAUCUAUGCCCGACUGCACGUUGAUUAUCCGGAUCUCCCUGACCCAACAGCGAUGUUUGACAUUCGCUAUUUCAUUCACAAUCCAGCUCCAUUUUAUGAUUUUGCUUCGGAGAUUUUCCCAGGCCAAUUCGAGCCUUCUAUUUCCCACAAAUUUAUUCGUCAGCUAGAGGUGAACAACCAGCUUUUAAGGAACUACACGCAAAAUAUUGACACCCUUGAGAGGCAGGCAAAGAUCGAGAGAGUAGUGGAAUGUCAUGGGUCGUUCUCUAAAGCAACGUGCUUGAAUUGUUCUACCAAAUUCGAUAUUGACGUGAUAAAGGAUGAUGUCAUGGCCAAGCGUGUCGCACAUUGUCCACGUUGUGCUGUUGGAGUUAUUAAACCCGAUAUUGUCUUUUUUGGUGAGGACCUCGGCAGUGAUUUCCAUAUCCAAAUGGCAGCUGAUAAAGAUGAAGUCGAUCUGCUAGUUGUUAUAGGUUCAUCGUUGAAGGUUCGGCCAGUGUCGUUGAUUCCUUUUAGUGUUGACCGAAAUGUUCCACAAAUCCUAAUUAAUCGUGAACCUCUUUCAUCAUAUCGAGCCGAUAUUGAGCUUCUUGGAAAUUGUGAUGAAAUCAUAGAGGAUAUUUGCAUAGCUCUUGGUGGAGACUUUGCCGAUAUGCUGGAAAGGCAUCGUACGUGUUUUGGUUUCCUUUUACGAAGCAUUUCCUAUAGUCGAAAUUCUGCGAAGACCACACUCGCCAUUUUACAGAUCUCCCCGAACAGGGCGAUCUUUCCUGGGGCUGAACUCUAUUAUGAUCUCGAGGCUGGCGCUAUUUGUCAACCAAUGAGCCAUCGGUAUGUUAUUAUAGUCCGUUACAAUUCUCACAAAGUGAAUGAAUGUAUUUUUUUACAGUUUGGUGUAAGAGAGCUUUUGGCCAAACCAAGGUGA